Messenger RNA from Saccharomyces mikatae IFO 1815, 684 nucleotides. RefSeq lists its product as uncharacterized. Bases 1 to 684 code for a protein of 227 amino acids. The transcript has a single exon. The record is from RefSeq and is a predicted model, not a curated record. Lineage: Eukaryota; Fungi; Ascomycota; Saccharomycetes; Saccharomycetales; Saccharomycetaceae.
AUGUCGCCCUUGAAAGUUGCAGUUGUUGGUGCAAGUGGUAAGGUUGGACGUUUAUUGACGGACAAACUAAAGGCCAGUAGUAGUUUCUCAACACCAUUGGCAAUUGUUAGAACACAGGACCAAGUCGACUAUUUUAAGAAUGAAGUAGGUGUUAACGCAAGUUUGACCGAUAUAGAAAAUGCCUCAGUGAACGAGAUUGCAGACGCCAUUAGGGGUUGCGAUGCCGUGGUCUUCAGUGCAGGUGCAGGUGGUAAAGCAAUGGAAAGAAUUUUCACUGUCGAUCUAGACGGCUGUAUCAAGGUUGUUGAAGCAUGCGAAAAAGUUGGCAUAAAGAGAUUUGUUCUAGUUUCAGCGCUCAAGGCAGAAAAUAGAGAUUUUUGGUGUAACAUUAAGGGUUUGCGUGAGUAUUAUAUUGCAAAAAGAUCUGCUGAUCGCGAAGUUAGAAAUUCUGAAUUGGACUACACUAUUUUGCAACCUGGAUCGCUGGAAUUAAGUAGAGGCACUGGCUUAUUGCAGCCGAUUGACAGGUUAGAAGAAAAGGCUUCUGUCAACUAUUCUAUUAAUAGAGAGGAUGUAGCUUCUUUUAUCGUGCAAAGCUUGUUGCAUCCAGAUGUCACUGUCAAGAAAACCAUCUCGUUAGUGAAUGGUGAUGAACCAAUUGAAAAAUUCAUCCAAAGUUUGUAG